AUGGGCGACUACACCACAGAUGGACCACGGACAUAUCCCCUGCCGCCCCUGGCCAGGCAACAGAAAGUGCUGUCAGAAGACCUCAAGACUCCCGACAGCCAUGUACCCAGAGACCCGCGCCUCAUCCGGCUGACCGGCGUCCACCCCUUCAACGUCGAGGCGCCCCUCACCGAGCUAUACGACGAAGGCUUCCUGACGACCAAGGAUCUUCACUACGUCCGGAACCACGGCCCCGUGCCCCGUGUGGAGGACGCCGAGAUCCUCGACUGGGAGUUCUCCAUCGAGGGCAUGGUGGAGAACCCGGUCAAGAUGACGCUCAGAGACCUCCUCAGGGACUACGAGCAGGUCACGUAUCCGGUGACGCUGGUCUGCGCAGGCAAUCGGCGCAAGGAGCAGAAUGUCGUCCGGAAGACAAAGGGGUUCUCGUGGGGCGCCGCGGGCCUGUCGACCGCGCUGUGGACAGGCGUGUCUCUGUGCGAUCUCCUCAACAGGGCGGCCCCGAGGCGUGGUGCGAGAUAUGUGUGCUUUGAGGGUGCGGACAAGUUGCCGAACGGAUACUACGGGACGUCGAUAAAACUGAACUGGGCAAUGGAUCCGAACCGGGGAGUGUUGGUGGCACAUAAGAUGAACGGUGAUGUGCUCGAACCGGACCACGGCAAGCCCCUGAGGAUCAUCAUACCGGGCCAGAUCGGCGGGCGAAGUGUGAAGUGGCUCACCAAAAUCACGGUGUCGAAUAAGCCGAGUGACAACUGGUAUCACAUCUACGACAACCGCGUGCUGCCAACCAUGGUUUCGCCAGAGGCCAGUGCAAACUUGCCAGAUACCUGGAAGGAUGAGCGGUACGCUAUCUACGACCUCAACACCAACAGUGCCACCGUCUAUCCGGCGCAUAAUGAGAGUUUAUCUCUCACGAAUGCUUCAGAAAGCUACAAAUUUCGAGGAUAUGCGUACGCCGGAGGCGGUAAAAGGGUGACCAGGAUGGAAGUGACCUUGGACAAGGGUAAGACCUGGACACUGGCCAACAUAUCAUAUCCAGAAGAUCUAUACCGAGAGGUAUUGGAGGGCGAGAUGUUAUUUGGGGGCAGGCUGGAUGUAUCAUGGAGGGAAAGCUGCUUCUGCUGGUGUUUCUGGGACCUAGACAUCCCCAUCACACAACUACAAACAGCCGACGACAUCAUGGUCAGGGGCAUGGAUGACUCGAUGAUGGUGCAGCCCAGGGACAUGUACUGGAGUGUACUAGGAAUGAUGAACAACCCGUGGUACAGAGUUGUCAUUCAUAAGGAGGGCCAUAGCCUUCGAUUCGAACACCCUACACAGCCCGCUUUGAUGCCCGGCGGGUGGAUGGAGCGAGUGAAGAAGGCAGGAGGUAAUCUCAGCAACGGUAACUGGGGAGAGAAACAAGCCGGCGAAGAGGCACCAGCAAUGGAGGAAGAAGACCCAGCUCAAGCUAUAUGCAUGGUGAACAAAGACGUGAACAGAAAUAUAACUGUGGAAGAACUGAAGAAGCACGAUGGAGAGACACAACCCUGGUUCGUGGUAAACGGCGAGGUAUAUGAUGGUACAAAGUUCUUGGAGGGUCACCCAGGAGGCGCGGCAUCAAUCAUCGGGGCAGCUGGGCAGGACGCAACGGAAGAGUUCAUGACCAUCCAUAGCGAGAACGCCAAGGCCAUGAUGCCCGACUAUCACAUCGGCAGCCUCGAUGAGAAGGCCAAAGCCCAACUUGCAGACGACGAGGUCAUUGUCGAGGACACCCAGCCACGCGAGGUCUUCCUGCAGGCCAAGACUUGGUCCAAGGCAAUCCUCACAGAGAAGCGUAAGGUCUCCGCCGACACCAAGAUAUUUACCUUCACGCUCGACCACGCAGCGCAGACGGUCGGCCUGCCGAUCGGGCAGCACCUCAUGAUGCGGCUCCGCGACCCGGUGACGCGCGAAGCUAUCAUCCGGGCGUACACGCCCAUCUCCGAGGGCACCGGGCGCGGUGUGCUGCACGUGCUGAUCAAGAUCUACCACGACGCGCCGGACCGCAAGGGCGGGCGCAUGACGCAGGCGCUCGACGGCAUCCCGCUCGGCCACUUUGUCGACUUCAAGGGCCCCGUCGGCAAGUUCGAGUACCUGGGCCGUGGCCGGUGCAGCAUCUCCGGCAGGGAGCGCCGCGUGCGCCGCUUCGUCAUGGUCUGCGCGGGCAGCGGCAUCACGCCCAUCUUCCAGGUGCUGCGGGCGGUCAUGAAGGACCGGGAUGACCCAACGUUCUGCCUCGUGCUGGACGGCAACCGCGUCGAGGAGGACAUCCUCUGCCGGCCGGAGCUGGACGCCAUGGUCCGCGGCAACGAGUACAGGUGCCGCAUGCUCUACACACUCAGCCGGCCGACAGCAACCUGGACGGGCUUAAAGGGCAGGAUGGACCACACUUUGUUCGAGCGUGAGGUUGGGCGGCCCCUAGGCACGGGUGAGGACCUUGUGCUGAUAUGUGGGCCGGAGCCUUUGGAGAAGAGUGUUCGCGAGAUCUUUACGACGAGCUUGGGCUGGAAAGAAGAUGAUCUAUUGUUCUUCUAA
This is a messenger RNA of Phaeoacremonium minimum UCRPA7, 2553 nucleotides long. Its product is annotated as putative nitrate reductase protein. Lineage: Eukaryota; Fungi; Ascomycota; Sordariomycetes; Togniniales; Togniniaceae. The transcript is spliced from 2 exons. The record is from RefSeq and is a predicted model, not a curated record. Gene Ontology annotation, biological process: nitric oxide biosynthetic process; nitrate assimilation. The coding region runs from base 1 to 2553 and encodes 850 amino acids. Gene Ontology annotation, molecular function: nitrate reductase (NADPH) activity; molybdopterin cofactor binding; heme binding.